Molecule: messenger RNA, 3649 nt
Organism: Lactuca saligna
Lineage: Eukaryota; Viridiplantae; Streptophyta; Magnoliopsida; Asterales; Asteraceae
Source: the annotation of a GenBank genome assembly
CAUAAAGCCAUAAUUACCCAUGGUGUUCUUUUAAUUUAUUAACUUCCUAACUAAAUACACUCUCAAUUUUUAAUUUGAUUCUUAUAACUUGAAUCAACAAAAAUGAAACCCGUUUCUCUUUCACUCACUGUUCUUUCAAUUUCUCUCUGUUGUGCUUACCUCAUUAAGUUCUUAUACAAAGUAUGGUGGAAACCAAUUUGGAUUCAAAGCAAGAUGAGAUCACAUGGAAUCAAUGGCCCCCCUUAUAGAUUCUUGCAUGGAAACACCAAAGAGAUCAUGAACAUCAAGAAAUCCACCGACAGAAAACCAAUGGAAGGUUUAGGUCUCCAUAUUGGACCAAAAGUUCAACCUCACAUCUUCUCAUGGAUCAACACAUAUGGUAAUACUUUUGUGUGUUGGAAUGGUCCAAAACCCGAGUUGGUGAUAACGGAUCUUGACAUUAUGAAAGAAGUUAUGAACGACAAAAGUGGAGCUUUUCCUAAAGACGAUGUUGAAGGGUAUUUUAAGAUACUAUUAGGUGAUGGUCUUGUGGUAUCAAGUGGUGAAAAAUGGAUAAAGAUGAGAAAACUCGCCAACCAUGUUUUUCAUGCAAAUAGUCUAAGAGAUAUGACACCGGCAAUGGUUGCAAGUGUUGAUGUUAUGCUAGAAAAAUGGAAACAAUACGAAGGAAAAGAGAUUGAGGUUUAUGAAGAGUUUAAGUUGUUAACUUCAGAUAUCAUAUCUAGAACAGCUUUCGGAAGUAGUUACGUUGAAGGGAAAGAGAUUUUUCAAAUGCUCAGGAAGUUGACCGCUAUAAUUGCUAGAAAUGCAUACAAGACACGACUUCCCUUCAAGACAAAGGAUGAUGCGGAAUCUAAAAUGAUUGACCAAAUGAUGCGAGAAUCUAUCAUGGACAUUGUGAAGAGAAGAGAGAAGGAAGUGAGAGGCGAAAUAAAUAACUUUGGUAAUGACUUUCUUGGAUCACUUAUGAAGGCUAAUCAAAGCUUUGACCAUGGCUACAAAGUUACAAUACAAGAUAUAAUUGACGAGUUCAAGACGUUUUACAUCGCGGGACAUGAGACCACCACAGGAUUGCUAGCAUGGUCGAUUUUCCUUCUUGCAGUUCAUAAAGAUUAUCAAGAAAAAGCAAGGGAAGAGAGCUUUAAGUUAUUCAACAAAACGAACCCUAAUUCUGAUGAUCUUUCCAGAAUGAAAAUGAUAACCAUGAUCAUUAACGAAACCCUAAGACUAUUUCCUCCUGUAGUUUCACUUAUAAGAAAGUCAAAGCACGAUGUUAGUUUGGGAGCACUCAAAAUUCCGGGAAAUAGAAGACUUAAUUUCCCAAUUUUAUUUGUUCAUCACGACACUCGAAUAUGGGGAGAAGAUGCUCAUUUAUUCAAACCAGAGAGAUUUUCCCAAGGAGUUGCUAAAGCUACUAACAACAACCCUGCAAUGUUUAUUCCCUUCGGUUUGGGGCCUCGAAGUUGUGUAGGAUCCAAUUUUGCAACUAAUCAGGCCAAAAUUGCAUUGUCUAUGAUUCUACAAACCUACUCCUUCACCUUGUCUCCUACUUAUAUUCACUCACCCUGUGAGCUUUUGACUAUUUGUCCAAAAUUUGGUGUUCCUGUGUUAUUUUGUCAUCUUUAAAGGUCUUUAGUGGAAAAUGUCUUUGAUUGGUGGUGAAUGAAUGUGAGAAUCUUUAACUCUUGAAAUGAUAUUUGAUUGUAUGGUUGAUUUUAUUGACUACUUCAAGAUAUACAUAUAUAGAAUCACAUAAUUGUAAUUGAAUCACAUAAAUAGAUAGAUUUGCAUUACAAGAGAACUUAUACAUUCCUUAUUUAGGUAAUUAUGUACGUUAUAGACAUAUUGCUAUUUUGUCUAGACCCUGGAAGAGAUUUGUGUUCUCAGGGGAUUCUUCAUGACGACUGUGAACUCCAACUUCUCCGAGAGAUCAACAUGAUAACCUUCGGGAGGACUCCAAUGGAAAUACCAAAUCAAAUUGGCAACGAAAUAUUCCAAAUGAAGCAGAGCCAAAUCAAACCCUGGACAUAUCCUUCUUCCUGCACCAAAUGGCAUCAUCUUUAUCCCUUUGCUUCCAGUUAUAUCGAAAUCACCAUUGAUGAACCUCUCUGGCUUGAACUCCAUCGGAUCUUCCCACACCUUUGGAUCCAGACCCAUCUCUGCCACCAUGAAAUUAAUGCUCGCACCCUCUGGAAUCGUAAACCCUAGAAGUUCUACCUCCUUUGUGACCCUAUGGGGGAGAACGAAAUGUGCUGGUGGGUGUCUCCUCAGUGCUUCCAAAACCACCGCCUUCAGGUAUGGCAUUUUCUUUAAUUCCUCUUCGUUUAUAACAGAUUCCGGUUCUACCCCUGGCGGCGGCGGUGGAGGCGGUGGUCCGACGACUGAAAUGAUUUCGUCGUAAAGCUUGCUCUGAAUGUGAGGAUACUUCACCAGAUUCGCCAUGAUCCAUUGUAGAGCAGUAGACGUGGUGUCUGUGCCGGCGUUAAGGAACUCGCUACACAUACUCACCAUCUCCUUGUGGGUCAGCUUUCCACCAUUUUCAUUGUUACCUUCUUCCUCGGGAAGCUGUAGAUUUACCAGAGUGUCAACGUACGCCACGAUUUGCUCGUCUCGAAAUUGGGACUCAGAUUUGUUUGUUUCGAUUCGAGAUUUGAUGAACGGAAUCAACACCUGUUCUCUAUCUUCGCGCAAUUGCUCGAACUCUUUCCAUCUGUUUGUAAACAAUAUCUUCCCCAAUCUUGGGAGCAUAGUCAACACGGUAAAUCGACCCGACCCGACUCUCAACAGCAUAUCACGCUGUACUCGUGCGAUUUCAUUGAUUUGAUUCUCGUCAAGCUUCUCUCCGAAGCACAUCAGGACCAACAAACAGAACAUGGCGUACUGAAAAUGAUCAACCACCUGGAUUCCUGCAACCUCCUUCUGCUCCUGGAGACGACUGAUCAGGAUAUGAAGGACCCACUUGCGAGCCCACGAGUAGGACUUGAUGUGAGCGGGAUGCAGAAUCUCAGAGGCGAGAUUGCGUCGGAAGAGGCGCCAAGUAGGGCCGUAGGAGGCUGAGGAGAUGUUCAUCAUGGCGAAGGAUUUAGGGCGAUCGGAGAAAACUGCGCCUUUUUGAAUGAGAACUUGGUGGGCCAGAGAAUGGCUGCCGACGAAAAUGGAAGGACGAGAACCGAUAUAAAGAGUGAUGAGUGAUCCAUACCUGGACUUGAGAUUUAUGAGGGUCGUUUCGAACUCCAAGCGGGACCUUGUUAGCAGUGAGAAGUUGGAGGAAAUGAAAGACGGCCCAGGAGGUAGCUUCUUACCGUUUCUCCGGUGGAAUAGUAGGGAUCUGAUAAGGGCGGCGACGCAGAGGGACACGACUACCACGAACCAGGUCUCCAUCGUCGACAAAAUGAAAGGAAAUUAACGAUGACCGGCUAUCCGUUUUUGAUUUCAUACAAUACAAGUAAACCUCUAGCCUUAAGUCAAACUAGUGUACUUCCUAUGCUCCAUAUGGGUUGGAUUGAUUUUUGUAUUUUUAUAUGUUGUUGGAUCUCAUGUAAAAGGUACUUUACAAACAAAUCCUUGACAUUCAAAUCAGAAAAGAAGUUAAAAUAUGAAAAGUUAGUAUAACAAUUUGGAUCUCAUUAGAUCUUUGUGAUUCUAUUCC